AUGACACGCAUCUACACAACCAUCGUUCCCCUCCUCUCCGUCCUCCUCUCCCUCCUCCCCGCUCAAGCCCAAGCCUACAAUCCCUCAAGAGCACCCGCCUCCAAAGAUGCCGUCCUCCUCAGCGCCAUCCAAUCCUUAACCUUCCACUCGAACCGCAAAACAACCCACCGCCGCCUCCCCGCCGUCGAACAACUAACCUGCAUCGGGCCCUCGAAGAAGAUAUGCGCCCUCUACACCCCAGAUACCAUGCGCUGCGUGAAUCAAGGACAUGACUACGACGUGAAUGACGUGCAGUGGACGUGCACGGCGCACUUGCCGCCGGAGUUUAGGCUGGGGAGCACGGAUGUGGUCUGUGAAGGCUACCGGGAUAAGGAGGAUCCGUGGGUGUUAAAAGGGAGUUGUGGCGUGGAAUACCGGUUGCUGUUGACAGAGAGGGGGGAGCAAAGGUACGGGGAACUCGUUGGUGGGUAUGGGAAUGUGCGUAGCUGGUUGGAGUCCCUCUGGGAGCUAAUUUCCUCCUUGUUGUUUUACGGAGUCUUGGCUGUUAUUUUCCUAUUGGCCUAUGGUUGUCUAGCUAGCGGAGCUCGACAGAGGAGAGGCGGCCGGCCACGGUGGGGCUGGGGAGGUGGAUGGGGCCCUGGAGGCGGUGGAGGCGGAGGAUGGGGAGGAUGGGGAGGAUGGAAUGAUCCGCCACCCCCAUAUGAAUAUUCGGGAUUUAGGAAGAUGCCGUCGUGGACGCCUGGGUUUUGGACUGGUGCAGCGGCGGGGAGCGCGGCGGCAUAUGCUCUGGGCAGGCGGGGUGGGUCGGAAUCAAGAUCUGGGUGGGGAUGGGGAUCGGACCGAGCAGAAAGCUCAAGAGCAAGAUAUUCUAGGCCGGCAUUUUCACCCUCUGCUUCAACGACGGAAAGUACUGGAUUUGGCGGUUCUAGGAGGCGGUAA
Messenger RNA from Histoplasma capsulatum G186AR, 939 nucleotides. Its product is annotated as DUF1183 domain-containing protein. NCBI's taxonomy places the organism in Eukaryota, Fungi, Ascomycota, Eurotiomycetes, Onygenales, Ajellomycetaceae. Gene Ontology annotation, cellular component: endoplasmic reticulum membrane. Gene Ontology annotation, biological process: regulation of store-operated calcium entry. The transcript has a single exon. The record is from RefSeq and is a predicted model, not a curated record. The coding region runs from base 1 to 939 and encodes 312 amino acids.